GUCCGCCUCUGGGGAUAACCGUCCCAGUUGCCGGAGAAACAAUCGGGUCAGGGCUUAAUAACUCACCGGUGAUUGGUGAUGAGGACGAAAGCGGGUUCCCCGGGCCGCCUCUGCCUUUUUAGCUCUUAAGGUUAAAUUUAAAAGCCCAGGUGACUCGUGGAAAUCUGUGCUGCAUGAUGACAGCGACGAUGAAGCUGGUGAGCAGAGUCCGGCGGCUGGGCUGUGUGCUGGCCUUUUGCUUCCUGGCCCUGUUUCUCUGGGAGCUCCCUGGGGCCCGGGCCCUCGACAAUGGCUUGGCGAUGACCCCUACCAUGGGCUGGCUGCACUGGGAGCGCUUCAUGUGCAACGUGAACUGCCAAGAAGAGCCGGAUUCCUGUGUCAGUGAGAAGCUCUUUCUGCAGAUAGCUGAGAUCAUGGCCUCAGAUGGCUGGAAGGAUGUAGGCUAUGAGUACCUCUGCAUUGAUGACUGUUGGAUGGCUCCCGAAAGAGAUUCAGAAGGCAGACUUCAGGCAGACCCUAAACGCUUUCCUGGUGGGAUCCGCCGCCUCGCUAAUUAUGUCCAUAGCAAAGGACUGAAGCUAGGGAUUUAUGCAGAUGUUGGAAAUAAAACCUGCGCUGGCUUCCCUGGGAGUUUUGGAUACUAUGACAUUGAUGCCAAGACCUUUGCUGACUGGGGAGUAGAUCUGCUAAAAUUUGACGGUUGUUACUGUGACAGUAUAAAACAUUUGGCAGAUGGUUAUAAGCACAUGUCCUUGGCCCUGAACAGGACUGGCAGAAGCAUUGUGUACUCCUGUGAGUGGCCCCUUUAUAUGUGGCCCGUUUUUAAGCCCAAUUACACAGAAAUCCGAGAGUACUGCAAUCACUGGAGAAAUUUUGCUGAUGUUUAUGAUUCUUGGCAAAGUAUAAGGAGUAUCUUGGACUGGACAACUUCUAACCAGGAGAGGAUUGUUCCUGUCGCAGGACCAGGAGGUUGGAAUGAUCCAGAUAUGUUGGUGAUUGGCAACUUUGGCCUCAGCCGGGAUCAGCAAAUAACUCAGAUGGCCCUCUGGGCUAUCAUGGCAGCUCCAUUACUCAUGUCCAAUGACCUCCGACACAUCAGCCUUGAAGCCAAAGCCCUUCUUCAGGAUAAGGAUGUAAUUGCCAUCAACCAGGACCCCUUGGGCAAGCAGGGGUACCGGCUUAGAAAGGAGGACAACUUUGAGGUGUGGGAACGCCCUCUCUCUAACUUAGCCUGGGCUGUGGCUAUGGUAAACCUGCAGGAGAUUGGUGGACCUCGUUCUUACACCAUCUCUGUUACUUCCCUGGGUCAAGGACUGGCCUGUAAUCCUGACUGCCUGAUCACACAGCUCCUCCCUGUGAAGAGGAAGCUUGGGUUUUAUGAAUGGACUUCAAGUUUAAAAACUCAAGUAAAUCCCACAGGUACUGUUUUGCUUAGGCUAGAAAGAGCAAGCUAGACUGCAUUAAAAAGCUUCCUUUAAAAUGUAUUAUUUUGUUGCCAAAGUGACUACCCCACUUUUGUCCACCUUCAGCUGUUCUUAUUUCCUUGAGUAAAAGUUUCUACACUUGAGGGUUUUUUUUGUUUGUUUUGCUGUACGCGGGCCUCUCACUGUUGUGGCCUCUCCCGUUGCGGAGCAAAGGCUCCAGACGCGCAGGCUCAGCGGCCAUGACUCAUGGGCCCAGCCGCUCCGCAGCAUGUGGGAUCUUCCUGGACCGGGGCACGAACCCGUGUCCCCUGCAUGGGCAGGCGGACUCUCAACCACUGCGCCACCAAGGAAACACCCUACACUUGAGCUUUGUGGUGAUUACUACUUCUAAAGCUAUCUGGAGAACAUUUUUGGGGAAAAGCCUUUGAACCUAAUGUAAACUGCUGAGAAAUAAUAGCUUAAUAAUAUAAGUAAAAUAAUAAUUUACGGACAUACCUCAUGUCAUUCCACUUCACAAAUACUGUGGGGUUUUCUUUGGUUUUGGGGUUUUUUAACAAAUUGAAGGUUUGUGGCAACCCUGCAUGUAUGAGAAGUCUAUUUGACCCUAUUUUUCCAACAGCAUUUGUUCAUUUCAUCUGUGUCACAUUUUGGUAAUUCCUGCAAUAUUUCAAAUUUUUUCAUUAUUAUUAUAUUUAUCAUGGUGAUUGCAAUGUUAUUACUGCAAAAAUAUUGUUUCUCUGAAGGCUUAGAUGAUGGCUAGCAAUAAAGUAUUUUUAAAUUAA
Molecule: messenger RNA, 2206 nt
Organism: Mesoplodon densirostris (Blainville's beaked whale)
Lineage: Eukaryota; Metazoa; Chordata; Mammalia; Artiodactyla; Ziphiidae
Gene: GLA
Product: galactosidase alpha
Exons: 7
Coding region: 174-1454 (426 amino acids)
Biological process (GO): glycoside catabolic process; oligosaccharide metabolic process; glycosylceramide catabolic process
Cellular component (GO): cytoplasm
Molecular function (GO): alpha-galactosidase activity
Source: RefSeq, a predicted model, not a curated record